UUGGAAACAACACAAGCCAAGCAAAUACUUCAUGGCUUAUGGCCAACCCGAAACUUUUUGAGUCAGGAACCUCUCUCUACCGUAUAUUGUCCUAUUGACUGAUCGAGUCGCGAAAUCUUCGAAUAUUACUGUAGAUAUUUUAUGCGUUUCUUAAUAUAGUUCUAGCUGGUUUGACUAAGAAAGAAAAUGGAAAAUUCUGAGUCCUCGGAUAAAGCGACGAUCUCGCUGGUCAUUAAAACGCCUAAUCAGUUUCACGGCGAUCAGCUGAUCGAUGGAGUGCGCGUGGACUGGACCGUGAAAGACCUCAAAUGUCAUCUUUCCAAGGUUUAUCCCACCAACCCGGCUGAGAAAGACCAAAGACUCAUUUACUCGGGCAAGCUGCUUCAGGACAACCUGUUUCUGAGAGAUGUUUUCUCAAAGGUUCCUUCAGAGACAAAGCCCACUCUUCACCUGGUGUGUGCUGUGAAACCCCAGCCUGCUGCCCAACUUGGAGCGAGACCCAAGGUGACAUCAACACAGCAGCAGAGUUCCCAGCCCUCCCCACUAACUGCUAGCCAAAGCUCAGAGUCUUCAGGACCAUCCAUGACCUCUGUACCCUCCACGGACGGCCUUAGACAGCGAGGUCAUGCCGCCUGGCCUGGCACGUCUAUGCCUGUAACAGCAGCGAUGGCCCACCCAGCCUUUCCCACGUACUCCCUUUACAGGCCACAACAGCUCCUGUGGUUGCAGCAGAUGUAUGCCCGCCAGUACACCUCUGUACCCUCCACGGACGGCCUUAGACAGCGAGGUCAUGCCGCCUGGCCUGGCACGUCUAUGCCUGUAACAGCAGCGAUGGCCCACCCAGCCUUUCCCACGUACUCCCUUUACAGUCCACAACAGCUCCUGUGGUUGCAGCAGAUGUAUGCACAUGCAUACAUGCAAUAUCACGCGGCCAUGGAAGCCGCCGCCUCCACUCCAAUGGCCGCCCCUGCUUCCUCACUCCCUGUUGGCCCACAUCAAGCUGCUGUACCUGCAGCUUUACCAAAUCAAGGCCCCAUCAACGACCUGCCAGCCAAUCAGAAUGCCCCAGCUCCUGCAUUCAUCAACCCAGAGGGAGCCAAUCAGAAUCUGCGAAUGAAUGCACAGGGUGGUCCUGUGAUGGAAGACGAGGAGGACAUGAACCGCGAUUGGCUAGAUUGGGUGUACACCGCAUCCCGAUUGGGUGUCUUCCUGAGCAUUGUGUACUUCUAUUCCAGCCUGAGCCGCUUCAUCCUGGUCAUGAGCAGCCUGGUUAUUAUGUAUCUACACACAGCAGGCUGGUUUCCUUUUAGACGGAGACCCCAAGCCAGGCCCCACAAUCAGCCAGCACCAGAGGUCAUUCAGAACCAACAAAACCAAAAUGAGGAUAGACAUCCAGGACCUGUGCCGCCCCCUGCUGAAGUGGAGGGUGCCGGUGUUGUUGAACUGGCCAUGACGGCAGUGCCUGUUCCCCCAGUUAGACCACCCAUCCUAUGGACAGCCUGGGUGUUUUUCAAAGCCUUUUUUGCUUCUCUGAUACCUGAGGCUCCACAGGGUGUUGCAAACUGAUGCAGAAAAAGUCGGACAAAAUUGGACCUUGACUGUUUAGACUGGACAUUAUAAACGAAGGCUACAAGUCCUGGAAAUGGUAGCACUUUCCAGUCCUUUGACUAUGUGACCAAUGGUUGCACAUUCUGUAUAGACAAGCUCUUGGACAUGGAGUUGUAAAUUUUGCUGGACAUUUUUUUUACACAGCACUUUAGAUAACCGCAACGGCUGAAAUCAAUGAUAUCGGUCUCCUGGCCUGAUCCUCUUAUAUAGGCUCCAUAGUCAACAGGGCUUCAUUUUCUUGAAGUGCUCUACUAUGAGUGAUCCAAGGAUUAAACUCAUGGGAUUAUUUUAUUAAGGUUCUAGAAUGAUGGACAACAAAGGCCAUAUAUUGAUUUUGUUCUAAGUGCAUGAAUAGAUGGAGGGUGCUUGGGAGAAUGCAUUUGUGGCACUUUGAAGUUAAUGGUGUUUAUGCAAGUAAAAUAUGCUUAUAUGUUAUUUUCUAAUUGUGUUCCACCUGUGAAUUGAGAAAUGUUAAUAUUUAUGAAGGAGGUUUGGUAUGAGUUCAAGUAUUUGUGAGCAGAAUUUGCAAUUCAAUGAGCAUCGAAGAGUUUGUUGUUGACCUCUGAAUGAAAAGAAGGCGAGUGAACCUCACUUUGAAUUUUGCAUCUUCUUUACAUGAAGGAACUGCACUUUGGUACUUGCAAUUGACAUGAACAGAAAUUAAUAGAGUAAUAGUUCUGAGAGACUUAAAAAUAUGCUUUUAAUCAGAUAUUUAUCAACACUGUAGCAUUGCCGUCAUUUCAUUUUAUGGAUUAAAUAGCUUUGUUAUUAACAUUAUUAAGAUAAGCCUUUUUGUACCUGGAAAUGAAAGGCAAAAUAAAUAAACAUUUUCUUUG
Messenger RNA from Sinocyclocheilus rhinocerous, 2444 nucleotides. RefSeq names its product homocysteine-responsive endoplasmic reticulum-resident ubiquitin-like domain member 1 protein. Gene Ontology annotation, cellular component: endoplasmic reticulum membrane. The coding region runs from base 187 to 1566 and encodes 459 amino acids. Gene Ontology annotation, biological process: endoplasmic reticulum calcium ion homeostasis; regulation of ERAD pathway; endoplasmic reticulum unfolded protein response. Gene Ontology annotation, molecular function: transmembrane transporter binding. The transcript is spliced from 9 exons. NCBI's taxonomy places the organism in Eukaryota, Metazoa, Chordata, Actinopteri, Cypriniformes, Cyprinidae. The record is from RefSeq and is a predicted model, not a curated record.